UAUUAAUACUCAUAAUUGGACAAAUACAAAAAAUGUGAGCCCUGCCGCAUGUCAAAAGAAAUCUGUGAUUCUUAAGCUCUUAAUUUUGCUGCUUUUGUAUAAGUAAAGUAAGGAAGAUAAAGAUUUAAACUUUACAUUUGGUUAACAGAAAUAUGCAGAGCUUCAAAUCAACAUCUAUUUUGAGGCGUUUUCUGCAGAAAUCCCGGUUGGUUUCUCAGUCCAGAAGCUUUUGCGGUGUUUCUAGCCAUGUCAUAAUCGAUGAACCCGAAAGCACAGUUUUAGUGGAGGGGAAAGCUUCUUCAAGAACAGCAAUUCUUAACAGACCCCAUGUGUUAAAUGCCAUCAAUUAUUCAAUUGGGUCAAGGUUGAUGAAGCUGUACAAAAGUUGGGAGGAUGAUCCUGAUAUUGGAUUCGUGGUAUUGAAGGGAAAUGACAGGGCAUUUUCUGCUGGGGGUGACAUUGUCUCUCUUUAUAAUUUGCUAAAACAAGGGAAUUUUCAAGACUGUAAAGAAUUCUGUUGGACAAUGUAUAGCUUAGUAUAUGUUAUUGGCACAUACUUGAAGCCACAUGUUGCUCUUUUGAAUGGAGUUACCAUGGGUGGUGGGGCUGGCAUCUCAAUUCCCGGAACUUUCCGCGUCGCAACUGAAAAAACUGUUUUUGCCACACCAGAAACAUUGAUUGGUUACCAUCCUGAUGCUGGGGCAUCAUUUUACCUUUCUCGCCUCCCUGGUUAUUUGGGAGAAUACCUGGCCCUAACUGGAGAUAAGAUCAGUGGAGCAGAAAUGAUUUCCUGUGGGCUUGCUACACACUACUCACACAGUGCAAAAAUUCCCUUAAUUGAGGAACAACUUGGAACGUUGAUUACUGAUGAUCCCUCAGUGAUUGAAAGAUCUCUUGAAAAUUGGGGAGAGAUUGUCCAUCCAGAUCCGGCGAGUAUACUUCACAGGAUUGAAACUCUUGAUAAAUGUUUCAGCCAUGACACAGUCGAAGAAAUUAUUGAUGCAUUGGAGAGCGAGGCAGCCAAGCAAGAUGCAUGGUGUGUUGCAACAUUGAGAAAACUACAAGAAACAUCCCCACUGAGUUUGAAGGUUUCACUGAGAUCUAUCCGCGAAGGUAGACAUCAAACUCUGGACCAGUGCCUAAGGCGUGAGUAUCGAAUGUCAGUACAAGCUUUAUCUGGACAAAUAACUAGUGACUUCUGUGAGGGGGUUCGUGCACGGCUUGUGGAUAGAGAUCUUGCACCUAAGUGGAAUCCUCCAACCUUGGAAAAAGUAACCAAUGACAUGGUAGAUCAGUACUUUUCUCCGCUAACAGCAUUUGAGCCUGAACUGGAGCUACCAACACAACAGCGAGAAGCAUUUACAUAACUUUUGGGUAGGGAAACUUUUCAACUUUGAAGAUAACAGAAGAAAAUAGGAAAAUGAGAAAGAAAAUAUGUGAAUAUCAGUUGUCUUUUCUUCACAUUACAAAAACUGAGCAAUUCAGUCUUGAUAUAGUUGCAUUUGCAAAUAUGUUCUUUUCUAUAUUGAAAAAAACCAAUGAUAUGCCUUGGCAAAUCGCACAAAUGAUAUGACUGCUUAUUCUUUUUUUCAUCUUCUUGUCUUAGCAGAUUCUCGGAGUAAUUUACCUUGUAUACAUCGAUAGUAUUACAAAAAUAUAUAUUCAGUU
Molecule: messenger RNA, 1668 nt
Organism: Solanum verrucosum
Lineage: Eukaryota; Viridiplantae; Streptophyta; Magnoliopsida; Solanales; Solanaceae
Product: 3-hydroxyisobutyryl-CoA hydrolase-like protein 1, mitochondrial
Exons: 14
Coding region: 153-1367 (404 amino acids)
Biological process (GO): L-valine catabolic process
Molecular function (GO): 3-hydroxyisobutyryl-CoA hydrolase activity
Source: RefSeq, a predicted model, not a curated record